Monoraphidium neglectum is the source of this 1731-nucleotide messenger RNA. RefSeq lists its product as hypothetical. The record is from RefSeq and is a predicted model, not a curated record. The transcript has 4 exons. Lineage: Eukaryota; Viridiplantae; Chlorophyta; Chlorophyceae; Sphaeropleales; Selenastraceae. The coding region runs from base 1 to 1731 and encodes 576 amino acids.
AUGGCGGAGGGCAUGGGCGGGUCAUACGCCUGCCUGAACGAGGCGGGCCGCAAGGUUGCCAUCUUCAAGCCCUGCGACGAGGAGCCCCUAGCCCCCAACAACCCCAAGGGCUACAUAGGCCGCUGCCUGGGGGACGCGGGCUGGAAGCCCACUGUGCGCGUUGGAGAGGCGGCUCUGCGUGAGGUGGCGGCUUAUCUGCUGGACCACGGCCAUUUUGCACGCGUGCCGCACACCACCCUGGUGCGUGCGUCUCAUCCCAACUUCAACUAUGCACAGCAGCAGCAUCUCCUCACGGAUCAGCUGCCGGCCUGCAGCACUGGCGGCUUGUGCGACGAUGGUGGCGCACUGGGGGAGGUGCCGUUACCUGCUUGCGGCCUGCCUCCCAAGCUGGGGUCCCUGCAGGAGUUUGUGAGCCAUGUGUCCGACACCAGCGAGCUGGGCAGCGGCCGCCUUGCCCGGAGGGACGUGCACCGCAUCGGCAUCCUGGACAUCCGGCUCUUCAACACAGACCGGCACGCAGGAAACAUACUCUGCUGCAACCCCAGCGAUGGCGCCGAGUCGGAGGCGCGUGGUCGCCUGUUUGGCGGCGGCUUGCCAGGCGGCGGUGGCGGCGUCGCGCCGUACGAUCUCGUGCCAAUCGACCAUGGCUUCUGCCUGCCGGAGGCUCUGGAGCCGCCCUACUUUGAGUGGCUGCACUGGCCCCAGGCUAUGCUGCCUUUUGAGCAGGCCGAGCUGGACUACAUCAUGGCACUGGAUGCCGCGGCAGACGUAGAGCUCCUGUGCUCAGAGCUGCCCAUGCUCAGGCCACAGUGCCUGAGGGUGCUGCAGGUGGGCACCCUGUUUUUGCAGCGGUGUGCCGCGGCCGGCCUGAGCCUCGCGUCAAUGGGCCAUCUCAUGUCGCGGCCUCUGGACGCGCUGGACGGCGACGACAGCAACCCCAGCGAGCUCGAGCGCGCCUGCGUCAUGGCGCGCCAGGCAGUGGAGACAGCCGUGCUGCUGGGGGCAGCCAGCGCGUCCCUGGACAGCAGCAUGGCAGGGCUGGCCCUGCCCGAGGGCGACGAGGAGGAGGAGCUUUCUGAGGAGGAGCGCUGCGGUGCUGGGGGGAAGGAGGGCGGCCCGUCCGGCGUGCGGGCGCCCUCGGCGGCGGGCAGCGGGUGCGGCGGUUUGCAGCCGCACCAGCAGCAAGAUGGUGACUAUCAGCAAAGCGCAGCCCCGCGCCGAGAGGAGGCCCUGGGCUUGUUCAUGUUUGACCUGGAGCCGGAAGGGGAGGGCAGUGUGGCUGGCAGCGACCCGCCGCGCUCUGAUGCAGCGGCCCCCCAGUCUCCCUACAGCCAAGUGUCCAUCGACUCUGUCGGCUCGGGAGCCACCGGUUCUGCGGCCAUAAGCAUCAGCGGCAUGGCUGACCGGCGCAGGGACGUGGGUGAGAGCAGCAUGGCUGUGGCACGGUCCGUGUAUGCCGGCAACGGCUUCAUGCGGCGCCCCCCGCCCAAGGCACCCAUGCGCGCGCAGUCACCGCGCAGGGCGCUUGGUGCGCGCGUGACGUACCCCCCGCCCGUGGUGGCGGCGCCGCCGCGCAGUACCAGCGAGGUGCUGUCUGGCCUGAGUGAGGAGCAGUGGGCGGGGUUCCUGGGCCACCUAGGUGCCAUUGUUGAAGAGCACCUGUGCAGCGGCACGUGGAAGCAGGCUGGGGCGCCGCCCGCCGCAGUGGCCAUGUCCUGCCCGCGCUUCUGA